CCUCUCUCUAGACCCGCUGGGUCGUGGGGUCCGGGCGGUCAGCCGCUAUGCCGAGCCCCCGGAGGAAUGUAGACGGACGGCUGCUGGGCACCUCCGCUUCGAGCAGCAGCAGCAGCAGCAGCCCUAGCAGCCCGGCCCAUGGGGGCGGCAGCAGGUUCGAGUUCCAGUCCCUGCUCAGCAGUCGUGCGCCGGGCGCUGACCCCACCUGCGCCCGGCUCCGCGCGUCGGAGAGCCCUGUGCACCGCCGCGGUUCCUUCCCCCUGACCGGGGCUGGACCCUCGCAGGCGCCCUCGGCCCCCCCGCCUGACGAAGAUCGCAUGGACCUGAACCCCUCGUUCCUGGGCAUCGCCUUGCGCUCCCUGCUGGCCAUCGACCUGUGGCUGUCCAAGAAGCUGGGGGUGUGCGCGGGAGAGAGCUCGUCCUGGGGCAGCGUGCGACCCCUUAUGAAGCUAUUGGAGAUCUCGGGACACGGCAUCCCCUGGCUCCUGGGCACCCUCUACUGCCUGUCCAGGAGCGACAGCUGGGCCGGGCGCGAGGUGUUGAUGAACCUGCUCUUCGCCCUAUUGUUGGACUUGCUACUGGUGGGCCUGAUCAAGGGGCUAGUCCGCAGGCGCCGCCCAGCACACAACCAGAUGGACAUGUUUUUUACCCUCUCUGUGGACAAGUACUCCUUCCCCUCUGGCCACGCCACGAGGGCUGCCCUGGUGUCACGGUUCAUUCUGAACCACCUGGUGCUGGCCAUUCCACUGAGGGUGUUGGUGAUACUGUGGGCUUUCAUCUUGGGCCUCUCCAGGGUCAUGCUGGGGCGGCACAAUGUCACAGACGUGGCUUUUGGCUUUUUCCUGGGCUACAUGCAGUACAGCAUCGUGGACUACUUUUGGCUCUCACCGCACAAUGCUCCAUUCCUCUUUGUACUAUGGAACCAACCCUGACACCACCUUACUCAUCAUGGCACCAGGAGAUCUGAAGAUUUCCAUGAGCAAUGAUGCCAUCAUAAACCAGCACCCAUCUCGCUUGCCCCUUAGGACAUUUCAGACUUCCUUUGGGAUUUACUGUCAUCUUGAUGGGUUGAGCACAUGCUGGCUGGCCAUUACUGAGCACAACCAUAUUUAUGGAAAGCAAAAAAAUGCCUCAUUAUUAUAUAUUUAUUCAAUAAUUAUAUGUCCAGGACAGCAGCAGAGACUCCAGGCUGGGGUGAUUAUAAUGUUGCUUUUUUCUAAAAACUGACAUAAUUUGUGUUUUGUAGUAAUCCCAUAAAUCAACAUAUUUGUAAAUUGAACUUGGGAAGAGAAACAUGCUUAUUCUGUAAAUAUACAUGCACAUGAGCCACAAACUAACUCUAGUCCUUUUUUUAAAAGUAGAUUUUAAGCAGUAUUUUAGGAGUAUAAGACAUAGACUUUUCUAGUGUGCUUCUUGAAGAUUUGUUGCCACAUCUGGGGAGAUGUCUUCUCAAUGCUAAUGUUCUUGGUAAGCUAUUUGACUGUUGACUCUUCCAUCUUUGCAGAGUGGGUAGUGAGAAGCAAGAUUAUAGUACUGUCUCUCUCUCUUCUCCCUCGGUCCCCCUACCUCCUCAGAAAAUCUGUAAAGAUAUUUAUUUUCCACUACUCUAAUACAGUCUUCUAGCUUUCAGAAACAGGACAAGAUAAUACUUGAAGAAACACUUAAAAGUUGGGUAUAUCUACAAUGCCCAUAGAAAGGGAAUGCUGGGACCAUGGCCUCAUGCUUGAUUUUGUUGACAAUAAGUAGCAUGGCAUAACAAUGGGUAGAAAAUCUAAGUUGCUGGGGAAGUCAAAAUGAAGAGUUGUAGCAUAUGAUAUGAGCCUGUAUGGGAGGAGGUAGGGUCCUACUGCCUAUGAUCUCUUCAAAAUAAAUAAUGCUCCUCUAUUCAGGUAGUAAAAUGGGAACAUAAUGGAAUUAUUUGCAAUGCCAGAGCAUAAACAUUUUCAUAUAUGUCACAAGGAUGACGCCACAUAUUGUAGUUUUUCAUAUGGAAUUCCUUGUACACAGCAUACUUUAGGUAACAGUAUUUAAUCUGAAUUCAUCGAGGGAAGUCUGCUGCUAUACCGGGCUUAAGAUAUAACUAACUCCUAAAUUUCCAUUAACAUUGAUGUUUGCAUUUAAAGAAUUAAUCCAUGGUGCCUCCCCACAUCACAAGACCAAAGACCACCCAAUGCAGGGUGACUUACUCUUUGACUAAGAAAGACUGAAGUGGGUAUGUGCUUUAAAUGUUGCUCUCUCUGAAAAUAAGGAUCUUUAAUUAUCCACGCAAAUUGGUGUCGUUAGGUAAUCUUUAUAAUCAAAGAGUUCGACAUUUAUGAAAAGAAUUAGGACCCUUGGUCUGUCAUACUGGUAACAGUAUGAAGAAUCGUGAUAAGUAGUCUCUCACUGGGUGGAAGCAUUGAACUUUCUGGAUGUGGGAGGCAUGCUGAAAUAGAAAAAGCUGCUUCUCAAAAUAAAGUUAUUUACAUUCCCACCACAUCCUGAAGACAUACUACCUCUUCACUUGCCAAAGCAGCCAAACAGAAGCUCUAAGUGGUUUGCUCUGUUUAGCCUUGGGAGAAAAUGCUUUAUUUUAAUCCAUUGUUUAGGCCAGAUUAUUUGCAAGCAAUGAUAUUACCUCUUUGCAAUGUAUAAAUCUAAAUAUUGGAGUCUCAAAUUAGGUUUACCCUCUGGUUCCUGGUUAUAUUUCUGGAAUUCCCUGUUUUCAUUGCUAGAGUUUUAAAACACAGGUCGAUUAGCUGAUGCUUUUGGAGCACUGUAAGUAAUUAAUUGUACACUGAGGAAUGACUUUAAA
Condylura cristata (star-nosed mole) is the source of this 2794-nucleotide messenger RNA. RefSeq names its product phosphatidic acid phosphatase type 2 domain containing 2 (gene PLPP6). Lineage: Eukaryota; Metazoa; Chordata; Mammalia; Eulipotyphla; Talpidae. The coding region runs from base 48 to 932 and encodes 294 amino acids. The record is from RefSeq and is a predicted model, not a curated record. Gene Ontology annotation, molecular function: sphingosine-1-phosphate phosphatase activity. The transcript has a single exon.